UACAGCGGCUUAUCACCAGAAUUUAUAUAUUUUGCAUCAAUAAACCAUUCCAAACAUUUCAUAUAUAUUGAUAUCAAGCUUAGUACGAUUACAAUGCGAGAGAACUGUUACAUUUUGGUGCUACUUUAUUUGAUAAUUUGUUCAAACCAUGUUGUUUUAUCAGGAGAAGAAUCGGCUGACAGUGGCAGUGACCUGGGAUCAAACCUGAUAACAAGUUUAAGAAACGAUGCAAAUUUAGAUCUGUCUGUAGAUGAAGAAUAUGAAGACUUGAGGGCGGAAUUAUUGGCUUAUCAUACUGCGCUCUCAAGUCUCGUUUCAGAAUCUCGCAGGUCGAUGAUAACUACACCUUGCUGGCAACUCGGCGGAAUUUGUAUCAACGUAAAUCUCUGCCCGGGAUUCAACUAUCUCACUGAAGUACCUGGCUGCAAAGAUACACUUAGAGUAUGCUGUUUCGUCUGGAACCGUUAUAACAUUAAAGGCUCAUUGCCAAGGGUAAAACAAAUAGAUUUUGGUGGUAAAGGUGUCCUAGACAUUAGCACAACUAAAAAGAGAAGACGUCCAAACGUCAACUAAGGCUGAAUUACCAAGAAUGUUAAUAAUACGUGCGAAUAAAUAAAUGUUUUAAGCAAUAAAUAAUUCUAACA
Galleria mellonella (greater wax moth) is the source of this 644-nucleotide messenger RNA. RefSeq lists its product as uncharacterized. The record is from RefSeq and is a predicted model, not a curated record. NCBI's taxonomy places the organism in Eukaryota, Metazoa, Arthropoda, Insecta, Lepidoptera, Pyralidae. The coding region runs from base 94 to 573 and encodes 159 amino acids. The transcript has 2 exons.